AUGGCGAACAAUCCCUCUCUGAGUGAGAAAAGGGCUAUGGCCAAGGAGGAGCGUUUUCCCGAGCUAUUCGUCAAUACCAACAUCGACCGGCGCAUAUGCCGGAGAGUGGUCCCGCUUAAGGUUAUUGUUGUUGGCAUGCCACGGACUGGAACUCAAUCAAUACGCGUGGCCCUCAAGCAGCUCGGUUUCAAUGAUACAUACCAUAUGGACUGCCUCUUCGAAAACCCUCCAGACAUCGACCUUUGGUGUCAAGCCUUCCUCGCCAAGUUCAAAAGCCAGGGCGAACCUUUCGGGAAAGAGCAAUGGGAUCAACUUCUCGGCCACUGCCAAGCGGUCUGCGAUCUCCCAACCAGCGCAUUCAUUCCGGAACUCAUAGCUGCGUACCCCGACGCGAAGCUCAUCCUCACGCCGCGGGAAGAAAAUAGCUGGUAUGCAUCCUGCCAGCGCACCAUUCAAACCACGGCAACCGCUCGAUCGAUACACAUCCUCUCCGCCCUAGAUACCCACUUCCUCUCACGCUUCACACCGCUCCUCGGUCUUAUGUUCGGAUCCAUGUUCCCCUGCCCGCCCGACCUUUGGCAGACGCCCGAGGGCAAACGCAUCUGGAUCGAGCACUACCGCCGUGGGCACGACGAAGCCCGAUUUCUCGUGCCUCCAGAUCGCCGCUUAGAAUAUAGCGUGGAACAAGGAUGGGGCCCGCUGUGCGAGUUUCUCGGGGUCGAGGUGCCGGUUGGGAAGACGUUCCCAAUGGUCAAUGACUCGGGGAGUUUCGCAGUCAAGAUAGGCGUCGUGAAGCGGCUGGCCGCGAGGAGAGUAGUGAGGAGAUGGAGCCCGGUGCUCGGGGUGCUUGCGGCCGCUGGGUUGGGGCUGUGGUGGGCGAGGCGGUGA
This is a messenger RNA of Letharia columbiana, 888 nucleotides long. RefSeq lists its product as uncharacterized. NCBI's taxonomy places the organism in Eukaryota, Fungi, Ascomycota, Lecanoromycetes, Lecanorales, Parmeliaceae. The transcript has 3 exons. Bases 1 to 888 code for a protein of 295 amino acids. The record is from RefSeq and is a predicted model, not a curated record.